AAUGAAUAUAUCCUCCCUUUUACGACCAGCACAAUCUGCAUUAUCCUUACAUAGGAAAUUGAAUUGUUGGACAGCAGCGAUAACAAAGAAGCAUAGAAAAUUUUAUUUAAAUACUUUUCCUGUGCAUCUUGUUUUACCAGAUGGCAGUAGUAUUAAUAUCGAAUACGACGAACCAAGGAGGAUAAUUAAUCUUCCUCUCAACAUUGAGACUCUCACCGAAGAAGAGAAACGAAUUAGAUUGGAGAGUCGUAGGACCAUAACUAAAGCAAAAAUAGUAGAAGAAUACCAAGAUGAUUUUGACGAAACUCAAUUCUAUUAAAUAAUUUACCCAACUGUAUCAUUUUUUUAAAUAUUGCACAUGGAAUUCACGUUACAGUUUUAUAUUAUAAUCGUUUAGCUUUUUGCAAGUUUAUUUUUGAUUAUAAAUAGAUCUAGUACAGUAAAUCUCAAAGCAUAUAAAUGAUCUGUACUAUAAAAACACAUCAUGUACAUAUUAAAUAUAAUUUAAUAAAAUAAUAACUGUAUUUAGAUGUAAGUAUAUAUGUCUUCCUAUUAUAAAUAUUACAAUAUUUACAGAAAUGUAAUAGUAAUGUGUUUUAAUGCACUAAAUAUAGCAGAAUAAUUGUCAAAAGGUAUUGACACUGUAGUCGAUAUAAUAACAAUAAAAUUAUUCGUUAUAAUUUUGUAAAAUGAUCUUUUUUCAGGUAUGCAAAAGCUAUCAAUCAUGAACGUCGUAUGUACAUCGCAAUUACCAAUGAAAAAGUGAAAGUAAACGAUUAUAGUAUUCUUUGCAUCCAAUAAGUGUCUCGCAAACGGAUGUUUUCUCUGCAUAUAUUACAUGAUAGAAGGGAUGUAAUAUAUCGAUCAAAAAAUUACUCUAGUGCCCAAAGCUACCCUUCUGUCCAGAGUCGUGUCGCGUAAGACGGUUGCAUUGAUUAUUCGUUUCGAUUUUUUCUUUCCUUUCUAUCUCCCUAGUGAACUUUCUCUGGCUACCGCGUCUGAAUACACACGUCUGCUUUCAUUGGUCUUUGCGUUAAUCAUGAGUAACUGUCGAAAAAGGUCGUGAACGAACUUUCAACGAAACAAGAAAGAAAAAAUGAAAG
Messenger RNA from Bombus impatiens (common eastern bumble bee), 1103 nucleotides. It is a transcript of the gene mRpL55, whose product is annotated as 39S ribosomal protein L55, mitochondrial. Gene Ontology annotation, cellular component: mitochondrial large ribosomal subunit. The coding region runs from base 2 to 319 and encodes 105 amino acids. The transcript has a single exon. The record is from RefSeq and is a predicted model, not a curated record. Gene Ontology annotation, biological process: translation. NCBI's taxonomy places the organism in Eukaryota, Metazoa, Arthropoda, Insecta, Hymenoptera, Apidae. Gene Ontology annotation, molecular function: structural constituent of ribosome.